Messenger RNA from Asterias rubens (European starfish), 2099 nucleotides. RefSeq names its product PCI domain-containing protein 2-like. Gene Ontology annotation, biological process: post-transcriptional tethering of RNA polymerase II gene DNA at nuclear periphery; poly(A)+ mRNA export from nucleus; transcription elongation by RNA polymerase II. The transcript is spliced from 13 exons. Lineage: Eukaryota; Metazoa; Echinodermata; Asteroidea; Forcipulatida; Asteriidae. Gene Ontology annotation, molecular function: double-stranded DNA binding; RNA binding. The record is from RefSeq and is a predicted model, not a curated record. Gene Ontology annotation, cellular component: transcription export complex 2. The coding region runs from base 36 to 1241 and encodes 401 amino acids.
GGAAGGAGGACACAAAGUUUGACCUUUCAACUAAAAUGGCGCACUCCAGUCCAAACCAAUAUUUGCAGCAGCUUGAGGAUGCCAUCAACGGAAGAGAUGGAGCAACAUCAGCGGAGUUGUUAUCAUUUAGACAUCCUCACAUCGCCAGUCCGAAACUUCAUCGGUUUGAGAAUCCGGAGGGUCAGUGUGAGCAGUGGUUCGAACAGCCAUACGAUGAAAUGAUCGCAGGCCAUUUGAAAUGUAUCCAGUGUGUGGCCAACCAUGAUUUUAUUGAAGCUUAUGCCUACCAGUCCGUCGUUGUGCAAUCGUUUAACAAAAUAUUCCAGAGCCAUAAAGAUGACAACUGGGCUCUUCCAAUUAUGUAUGCAGUAACCCUUGACCUGAGGCUUUUUGCAAACAAUGCUGAUGUACAGCUGUCUAAGAAAGGAAAGGGUAAACCGGGAGAGAAGCUGGAGAAAGCCGCCGAUACCCUGAUGGGUUGCUUUAGAAUCUGUGCAGCGGACAGCCGAGCAUCUCUUGAUGACUCCAAGAAGUGGGGAAUGCUGUAUUUGGUCAACCAACUCUUCAAGAUCUACUUCAAGACAAAUAACCUGCAGCUGUGUAAGCCUCUAAUCAGGGCCAUUGAUAGCUCUAGCUUCAAAGACCAGUUCAGCAUCUCACAGCGAGUUACUUACAGAUACUACGUAGGGAGGAAAGCCAUGUUUGACAGUGACUUCAAAAGUGCCGAAGAGUUUCUGACGUUCGCCUUCCAGCGUUGUCACCGAGCGAGCAGACAGAACAAACGUCUUAUUCUUAUUUACCUCCUCCCAGUCAAGAUGCUUCUGGGUCAAAUGCCAAAGAUCUCCCUCCUCAAGAAGUACGACCUGAUGCAGUUUGCCGACGUGUCGCAGGCAGUCAUCGAGGGUAAUUUGAAGCUGCUCAACAGUGCCAUCGAGGCCCACGAGAUCUUCUUCGCAAAAUGCGGUGUCUACCUCAUCGUGGACAAACUCAAGAUUAUCACAUAUCGCAACCUCUUCAAGAGAGUGCACAUGAUCACGAGUUCCUUCCAGCUUAGCAUCGAGAAGUUUGUAUCAGUACUGACAUUCCUUGAUAUCGAAGAUGUAGAUUCUGCGGAGGUGGAAUGCAUCCUUGCCAAUCUUAUUCAUCAGGGUUAUAUCAAGGGGUACAUCUCUCAUCAGCAUCAGAAGUUAGUCAUCAGUAAACAGAACCCCUUCCCUCCUCUGAGUUCAUUCCUCUGCUGAGAAGUCGGGGCUCCAGUUUCACCAUGGAGACGAACAAACAGACAGUCUUAGGCAGUGGCUCUGUUGGUUGUAGACAAAGAUUGGCUUCACUGGAUUGUUGAAUAGCUCUAGCCAUAUCUACAGCUGUAGCCACAUCUACAGCCGUAGCCAGGUUUUCAAACUUCAAUUGUUUGAAGGAGGAUCCAUGGAGGAUCUUUUUACUGCAAGCUUACUCUCUUCCCCCGAUGCUAAAACAUAGGAUUCGAACUGCCUCUAGCUACCGGGCAAUCUCGGUGGUCUAGUUGGUAUGAGACUGCUCUAGAAUUGCAAAGGCUGUGGAUUUGAAUCCCACUCGAGUAAUUAUGCCUGUGAUUUUCGUUUUCACAGAUCUCGGGAAACUACUGAGGAUACAGUGCUGACACACAUCGGUGUAUAUGGGUAAAAACCAAAAUUAAUAAGCUUGUUUUCUAUAAUAAAAAAAAAGUGAAAGGGAUGACGAUGAGAUGACAGGGGAGUGUUGGUUUCUUCCUAAUGCCCCAGUCACAAUUAGCUUGUGAUGGGUUUGCAAGUCGUUUGCGAUGGAUUUCUAGACAUUUUCAGCUGCAGGCUCCAUGGAACUCCUUGGGGAAUCGGGUGGGCAUCAAGUUGCUUUUAACUCGGACUUAAAACCUGGUGUGGCAUUUUGCAUCGCAAACUGGUCAUCAAUAAAUCUGUCAUUGCCUGGCCGAUGUCUGACAGGGCAUCGCACAAGCCGGGCCAAAUUUUUGACAACCGAGACAAUCCAUCAUUAUCGUCGGGGCAUAGGCAGGACAUCAGACAAGUGCCUGCCGGACACUGGCCGAUAAAGAGGCAAAGAAAUUCCACCCGAUUUCCAGUCAU